Messenger RNA from Amphibalanus amphitrite, 379 nucleotides. RefSeq names its product adult-specific cuticular protein ACP-20-like. Lineage: Eukaryota; Metazoa; Arthropoda; Thecostraca; Balanomorpha; Balanidae. The coding region runs from base 29 to 379 and encodes 116 amino acids. Gene Ontology annotation, cellular component: extracellular matrix. The transcript has 3 exons. The record is from RefSeq and is a predicted model, not a curated record.
ACCUCAGCAGUCCACUGCAGUCGCCGCUAUGAAGGUUCUGUUUGUCCUGUUUGCCCUGGUGGCGGCGGCCUCGGCCAGCGAUCUGGGCCAGUACGGAGACGAGCAGGAGCACCAGGACGUCGAACACACCCCCUACGAGUUCAGCUACGCCGUCGAGGACGACGACACCGUGUUCUCUCAGAGCGAGCAGGGCGACGAGGAGGGUGACGUGGAGGGCGAGUACGCCGUCAACCUGCCCGACGGUCGUGUGCAGACGGUCCGCUACUCGGCCGGCGACGAGACCGGCUACACGGCCGAGGUCAGCUACGAGGGCGAGGCCCAGUACCCCGAGCAGGACUCCUAUACGAACGACGUGGGAGCCAAGAAAAUGAGAGUUUAA